This is a messenger RNA of Calypte anna (Anna's hummingbird), 2836 nucleotides long. It is a transcript of the gene B4GALT2, whose product is annotated as beta-1,4-galactosyltransferase 2. Gene Ontology annotation, molecular function: glycosyltransferase activity. The record is from RefSeq and is a predicted model, not a curated record. Gene Ontology annotation, biological process: carbohydrate metabolic process. Lineage: Eukaryota; Metazoa; Chordata; Aves; Apodiformes; Trochilidae.
CACAGGCCAGGGCUGGCAGCUGCUGGUGGGCUGGCCCAGGCCCUGGGCCAGUUGCCAGCCACCCUCAGGUCCUAGCUUGCUCCUGCUGGGGGUCCUGCCACAGCUCCCAGGCUGCCCCAGGUUUGGCCUGGGGUCCCUCCAAUGGCACUGGCCUGUCCCAGAGUCCCCAAGGCCUUGUGAGUCACUGCUUGUCCCUUGUGGUUGCCUUGCUCUGUCCUAGCAGCUUCCUUAAGAGUGGGGACUGGAACAGGGACCAGGGCAAGGACUGGGGUGUGCAGCCAUGCUGUGGCCAAGCCCUGGCAGUGGUGGGGCUGGGAAGGGCCAGACGGUUUGGCUUGGCCGGGGCUCUUCCAGUGACUCUCCCAGCUGCCUUCCAAGCAGGACUCUGGCCCAGCUCCAGGUGUCAUGUGGGAGAUAAGAGGACCCUGGCUCCCAGCAGCUCCAGUGUCCCAGAGGGCCUUGCCACCGGCAGCAGGAGGAGAGAGGACCUGUGCCGCUGGCUGAUCGGGACCGUGGCUGGAGCCGCCCCCUGCCCCGCUGAGCUCACAUGUCUGCCUGCCUGUGCCCAGAAGAUGACCAGGCUGCUGUUGGGGGUGACCCUGGAAAGGAUUUGCAAGGCUGUGCUGUUGCUCUGCCUUCUCCACUUCGUCAUCAUCAUGAUCCUCUACUUCGAUGUCUACGCGCAGCACCUGGACUUCUUCAGCCGCUUCAAUGCCAGGAAUGCCUCACGCGCCCACCCCUUCUCCAACUCCUCCCGCCCCAAUGGCACCAUCCCCAGCUAUGGGCCGGCUGGUGCUGAGGCCCCCUCCCCAGUGCCAAGCCCAGCACCAACCUCUGUGACUGAGAAGCCCUUGCAGCCAUGCCAGGAUACACCUCCUGGCUUAGUUGGGCGCCUACUCAUUGAGUUCAGCUCUCCCAUGAGCAUGGAGCGAGUGCAGCGGGAGAACCCUGAUGUGCGCCUGGGUGGCAAGUACACCCCUCAGGACUGCCUGCCCAGACAGAAGGUGGCCAUCCUCAUCCCCUUCCGGCACCGUGAACACCACCUCAAAUACUGGCUGCACUACUUGCACCCCAUCCUGCGCCGGCAGAAGGUGGCUUAUGGCAUCUACAUCAUCAACCAGUUCGGUGAAGACACCUUCAAUCGAGCUAAGCUGCUCAACGUGGGGUUCCUGGAGGCCCUCAAGGAUGAUGAGGAGUAUGACUGCUUCAUCUUCAGUGAUGUGGAUCUCAUCCCCAUGGACGACCGUAACCUCUAUCGCUGCUAUGACCAGCCACGGCACUUUGCUGUUGGCAUGGACAAGUUUGGGUUCAGGCUGCCCUAUGCUGGCUACUUUGGCGGUGUUUCUGGGCUAAGCAAGUCCCAGUUCCUGAAGAUUAAUGGCUUUCCCAAUGAGUACUGGGGCUGGGGAGGAGAGGACGAUGACAUCUUUAACCGCAUCUCUCUGAAUGGCAUGAAGGUGUCAAGGCCUGACAUCCGCAUCGGGAGGUACCGCAUGAUCAAGCAUGAACGGGACAAACACAACGAGCCCAACCCGCAGAGAUUCACCAAGAUCCAGAACACCAAAAUGACGAUGAAGCGGGAUGGGAUCAGCUCACUGCAGUACCGGCUGGUGGAGGUCUCACGCCAACCCAUGUACACCAACAUCACGGUGGAGAUUGGCAGGCCACCACCUCGCCUGACCAGGGGCUAGUGCUGGCCCUGUGGCUCUGUGCCUGGGCUGGCUGGGCACGGCAGGUUUUGCCCCAACUUGAGAGCCAGGACUGGACAGGGGGAUGUUUUCUGCCUAUUUUGCUGCCUUCCAGAGACAGCCACCUCCCAGCCCACCCCUUGGUCCCCAGGAUUUCUCUGCCCUCUCUGUCCCCCCAACUAUGUUUGCAGGACCCCAGCCCCAUACUCAGUGCGAUGAUGGACAAGGCUGGCUGCCCUGUGUGUAGCUCCAUGCACAGAGGGAAGGGGCAGUCCCAGCCCUGGCAGGAGCCCUCUGCCCGCUCCAGCUCCUGCCCUGGGUGGGGAGGGUGAGAUCCUGCUGCUCCAGGAGAGCUGGGGGGUUACCCAAUGGCGCUGCAAGAAGUGGGGUGCAGGCUUCCCCCUUCACUAGCGCUGGAGCCACUGCUGCCUGGCCAGGGGUGGGACCAGCCUGGCUCCCCCCAGGCAGGCAGGACAGUUCCACCCCAGCUGGGCACAGCUGGGCAUGCAGACGUGGCUUCCUGUCUUCCUCUGCUUUAGUCUGGUGCUUAGAGCCGGGCCCUGUCUCAGCUCUGCCAAACAGAGACCUCCAGUUAGUGAACGUCCCUCUCUGUGCCUCAGUUUCCCCAGAGCCAGGGGUGGCAGCCGUAUCCCAACCCCCUUCCCCAAAGGCAGAUGCUGUGUAUGUGUGUGCAGCCCCUGCUCACGCCUGCCCUCACCUGCCUUCCCCGCUUUGGUGGGGACAGGGCUCAUUUGAAACCUCCCCAGCCCCUCUUGAUGGUGGUUGCCCCAUGGCUUCCUCCAGCAGUGGGUACCCCAAAGGCAGUUUUGGGGCCAUUUGGGUCUCCCCCUUCUCUGGCUCCCCCCCCCUCCAGGCCUGGGGCAGGAGGGCUGUGGGCAGAAAAGGCCAGGGCUGUGCAGGGCAGGCACCCCGUACCCCUCCAUGGGACUGGGAGCCCUGGCAACCCCUCCACACCCCACUGGGGGCUGGGAGCUGUGGGGCUGGGAGUCGGGCAGCAUGCCGGGGCUGGGGGAGCACCGGCGAUUUUUGUACAUUUGAAUGUUUGACCCUUUUUUUGAGCGUACGUUGAAUGCAGCGUUUGGUCGUAGAGACCAGGGUUUUUGUAUUUAAUAAAAGUUUAAAAAGUU